AUGUCCUCCGCUCUACUUCAACUCUUCCCUCUCUCCUUCUCCCUCUUCCCCACCAUACGCGUCUUCCAUGUCGACAUCCACGUUUGACGCACUCAUCGCCGACCUCACGCGCGACGCGCACCGCGCCCAGCCCAGGGACGCCCUGCAGUUCUGCGCUAAUUGGUUUCAGUCUCGUCUAGAAGAACAACGCGCCCUCUCUCGCGAUAUCCUCGCGCAACGACGCUCCUUUUCCUAUGAUUUGCCGCAGGAACACUACCAAGACAUCCCCAUAUCGUCCAGCGGAAGCGGCAGCGCUUUCGCGUCCGCCACCACCCCUCCUUACGAAUCCUCCAUACCGCCCCGUGCCCCCGUACGCCAGAGCAUAGCGCCCGGUCCAUUUGGUACUCUAGAUGUGCCGGGAAACGCGCUACUGCCUGAUACUACGCCUCGAAACAAUGCCGGUGGCAUGCUGCCACCCGUCCCUCCCGUCUUCAGAGUGAAUGGACAAGACCUGUCACCCGUGUCUCCCCUCACUGUUACUGGGCGCUACAGCAUUCAUGAGAGCAUGUUCACACCCCCGCCCGCCGAGACGAACGCAAACGCAGAAGAUUACCUCCAACCAUUCAGUUCCACGAUCUUGGCCCGCAGGACGUCCGUCAGUGCCGAGUCUAUCCCGGUAGAUAGCGACUCCAACGAGCCUCUCCCCGUGUUCCCCAAGACGCCGGAGCAACUGCGACGCAUAAAAGCGUCUAUCGCAAACAACUUCAUUUUCCGAGACCUGGACGAAGAGCAGGAGACCGGCGUCUUGAACGCUAUGCAGGAGAUGCAAGUGCCGAAGGACGAGGUGGUCAUACGGCAAGGGGAUGUGGGGGAGUACUUCUACGUCGUGGAGUCGGGUUUGUUCUAUUGUUACAUCCGCGAGGAUGAGAACAAGCCGUCCUGGUACACGGCGCCCCAAGGGUCCAGGCAGGCGCCUAUUCCCAACAAGCCCGGCUACCACCCCGAGUUCGGGAAGAAGGUGUCGGAAUGCAAGCCUGGAAGUUCGUUUGGUGAACUAGCGCUUAUGUAUGGGCAUCCGCGCGCUGCGACGGUGCAAGCCAUCGAGCCGUCCGUGCUGUGGUCCCUGGACCGAAUCACCUUCCGCACUAUUAUUCUCAAGGCGGCGCACAGGAGGCGGACAAUGUACGAGCAAUUCCUGUCCACCGUGCCACUCCUCUCGUCGCUUUCGGCAGAGGAGCGCAGCAAAAUCGCGGACGCGCUCGUUAGCCGCGUAUAUCAGGACGGCGAAGCAGUGGUCAGGCAGGGAGAGAUGGGCGACACGUUCUUCUUCAUCGAGGACGGUGAGGCAACCGUGACAAAGACACAGCAGGGCGAGGACGGACAAAUGAACGAAAUCACGGUGGGCCGCCUGACGAAGGGCGACUACUUUGGAGAGUUGUCGCUGUUGCGCAUGGCACCGCGUGCAGCGACGGUUAGCGCGAUCUUCCGCGCGAACCCGACGAUGCCGAAGUUGAAGGUGGCGGCCUUGGACGCCAAUGCGUUUACUCGCUUGCUCGGGCCGCUGCGCGAGAUCAUGGAACGCAACGCCGGGGAGGCGUACGGACUCCCCCCAUACAGAUUCCCGUCGAGUCCCUGAGUUUGUAUUACUGCCAGUGCUGUAUUGUGUAGCUCUCCUGUUUUCUGCUUGUCGUCUGCAAAGUACUUUACAAUAUUAUCGCGU
Molecule: messenger RNA, 1699 nt
Organism: Gloeophyllum trabeum ATCC 11539
Lineage: Eukaryota; Fungi; Basidiomycota; Agaricomycetes; Gloeophyllales; Gloeophyllaceae
Product: protein kinase A regulatory subunit
Exons: 2
Coding region: 68-1615 (515 amino acids)
Biological process (GO): regulation of protein phosphorylation
Cellular component (GO): nucleus; cAMP-dependent protein kinase complex
Molecular function (GO): cAMP-dependent protein kinase regulator activity
Source: RefSeq, a predicted model, not a curated record